This is a messenger RNA of Bacidia gigantensis, 2586 nucleotides long. RefSeq lists its product as uncharacterized. Gene Ontology annotation, molecular function: protein binding. NCBI's taxonomy places the organism in Eukaryota, Fungi, Ascomycota, Lecanoromycetes, Lecanorales, Ramalinaceae. The record is from RefSeq and is a predicted model, not a curated record. The transcript is spliced from 3 exons. Bases 1 to 2586 code for a protein of 861 amino acids.
AUGAACAGUAAAGGCGCUCAUGUAGGAUCUCUUGCCACACAAUUGCGCAAUGCCCUCAAUCUACUGCUCGGAAACGAUGCCUGCCGGGGGUUGAUCGUCCAGGAUGCACUUUUGAGCGAGGCAAAGCUCGAGAAAUCCCGAACAUUAAAGUGGACUAGAGGUUUGAUUCUACUGGGAUGUCCCUUCUUCAAGCAUGAAUCCGAAUGGACGAAAUUCGGAAAUGCCAUUGCGAAGCUGACGAAAGCCACUCAAGAACUCGACACUGUGAAGCUCAGCCAAUUUGGUCAAAUAAGCAGCCAUUUUGCGUCUUGGGCGAAAACACCAGCGGCAAAAGAACUCUCCGUUUGGUCGUUUUACGAGAGAUUGCCAAUGUAUCGCAUGGGAACAAUUGUACCCCAGGAAUCAGCAGUGAUCGAUAUUAAUCAAAGCUCACCCCUUCCUCUAGAUCAUCUCGGUCUCUCCAAAGUUGAUGGUCCAUGGGAUUCUCACUAUCAAUCUAUUUGUGCGAAGUUGAGGGAGAUGUCUGGCACGUCCAAUGAUUAUCCAGAAGUCCCGGGAAUAAAGCGUUCAGAAAGUCAAGACAGUCGAGAGAUUGUUCUUAAAGCCUUUGAUAGAAAGGAUGUUGUAGGAAGAAUUACCAGGCUAGCUUUAGCGCUCGAAGACGAAGGACAUCCGGUGCGUGCUGAAGAGGCAUACGAACAGGUCAUCGAAAAGAGAAAACAGAUUCAGAGACCUGGAGAUGAGGUUCAAUUAUUCUGUGAAGGAAGAGUUUCCUGCAUUCUACGAGGUCGAGGACUUUAUGCGCAGGCUGAAGAUCAAUGUAGGCGGGUCCUAGACCUGAAGGUUCAAUUUACGGGACCGACUUCAAUCCUGACGUUGCAGACUGCUGGUGACCUGGCUUUAAUCCUCAGAGAUCAAGGGAAUUUUGAGAAGGCCUACAACAAGAUUCGUGACACGUUGGAGAGCGAGGCAUGUAGCCCAUAUCAAGAUGCAUUGCAUGUUCGCCUGGUCACUAUCCUUGCCGCCAUUUUGAAGAAACUCGGCUAUUAUGACCUAUCCUUGUUCUUGACGAGAAAGGCUUUGAGUAUCUCUGUCAUGCGAAACGGUCUAGACGAUCCUUUCACGCUGGAAUUGAUUUCGGAAUUUUCACAAAUUCUCAUUGAAAAGGGUCAACAUCACUUCGCAGAAGAAGUUGCACGUCGUGCUCUCGACGGCUUCGCAAAAGCUUAUGGAGCAGAUCACCCACAAUCUAUGAAAGCGGCCACGCGCCUUGCCAACACUUCAAGAUUUCUGGGACAAUUCGAUAGUGCUAUUGAAAUGUUUGAGCGUACGCUAAAGGCGCAGGACCUGCACCUUGGUCCUGCUCAUCCUGAUACUGUUUCCACGAAAUGUGGUCUUGCGGCAACCUACGCUUUGGAAAUGCGCUUGCGUGACUCCGAAAUCAUGCUUCAACGGGUCAUAGAUCAACAAGAAACAAUCUAUGGCAAUGAUGAUCAUCCAGAUGAGAUUUGGACGAAGGAAGCGCUCAGACAUGUGCGUGAAGCUAAGCAAGACUUACACCAAGAUUCUUCUUGCGAGAUUGCUACGGAGGAGCCAGCUCGCAGAUUAGACAAUUUCUUCAGGAAACCCUUUCGGAAGAACCAAGGAGAGCUCCAGCUUUUUGAUGGCAGUGCUUUCUCGGUGGAGAAUACUAACACAGUACAUAGCCCUGACUACAAAUUACGCAUUGCAGCGAUGAACAAUGACCUUGUACAAUUUAGGCAGAUGUUCGACCUAAGCUCGAGAAAGACUGCUGUUGGUGGUAUCUGUGGAACUGCCUUGCACGCUGCAUGUUUUGUGGGAAAUGUGGUGAUGGUAGAGAUGUUGUUGGACUCGGGAGUCAAUUGCAAUGUGCAAGGUGGAAUCUUUGAGACACCGCUUCGCGCCGCAUCAUACAACGGGCACAUGCACGUUGUGAAAGUCUUACUCGCGCGUGGCGCUGAUGCAAGCGCCUGCGGAGAUUUUGGAGGCUCUCCACUUCAAAUUGCCUUGAGUAUGGGCCACAGGGAAUUAGUGCAGGCAUUACUUGAUGCUGGCGCCGAUCCGAACGUCACUGAUCACUGGUACGGAACAGCACUUCAUGAGGCAUCGAUAGCUGGCGAGGAAGACAUGGUCAGAAUUCUUCUAGAAGCUGAUGCAAAGCCUGCAAAAGUGACAGGGGUCUUUGGCACCGCACUUGGAGCUGCAGCGUGGAAUGGGAAUCUCAAUGUCGUACGAAUACUGAUACAAAAAGGUGCAAUGGUCGAUACUCAAUUCCAAGGGAGAAUCGCGCUCAACUUAGCAGCCGCGGCAGGUCAUAGAGAUGUCAUGACAGAGCUGCUGAAAGAGGCUAUCAGCCCUAAAGCUCCCUUCGAACCAAGGAACAACAGUAGAUCCAAAGGAAACUCGCACCCCCAGCUGGUCGUGAAAGACCAUCAACCGACACUUCCGAAUAAAGCUCCAUCUCCGCACAAGACUAAACCUACAGGUGGAAAACAAAGGAAAGGGCUCAGAAAACUUGUCAACAUAUUGAGGCCCCGGUCUAAGAAGAAAAAGACCACGUCGUGA